Molecule: messenger RNA, 4004 nt
Organism: Doryrhamphus excisus (bluestripe pipefish)
Lineage: Eukaryota; Metazoa; Chordata; Actinopteri; Syngnathiformes; Syngnathidae
Gene: usp48
Product: ubiquitin specific peptidase 48
Biological process (GO): protein deubiquitination
Cellular component (GO): cytosol; nucleus
Molecular function (GO): cysteine-type deubiquitinase activity; protein binding; cysteine-type endopeptidase activity
Source: RefSeq, a predicted model, not a curated record
AUGUAGAUCGGAUAGAGACAUGCUACGUGUUAGCAAGCUAGCAGCUAGCUAGCAGUAGUAGAAGCAAGGCACUUCGUACUUUUGAUGCUGUCCGGCGAAUAUGUCGUCGCUAUGGAUUAUAUCAGUGCGGUGUUUUGAGGCAGCGCAAUGCCACUGAAAUACCGUUUGGCUUUGUUCGGCUACCUUUAUUGUUUCAGAUAGCGGCACACAGCUAAUGUUGGACUAUGGCGCCCCGCUUACAGUUGGAGAAAGCGGCUUGGCGUUGGGUGGAAAGUGUAACACCGGAGGAAAUCAGCCAGGAGCACAUCGAGCUAGCAUACCGCAUCAGUCUUCCGGCCUGCAAGAGAGGAACCUGCAGAAGGAACUGCAAAGGGAAUCCCAACUGUCUUGUUGGUAUUGGUGAACAGGCGUGGCUUGGAGAGAUUGAUGAAAACGCUUUCCACAAUAUUGAUGAUCCAAAUUCAGAGCGGCGGGAUAAGAACACAUUUGUUGGUUUGACCAAUCUGGGUGCAACCUGUUAUGUCAACACUUUCCUGCAAGUAUGGUUCCACAACCUGGAGUUACGACGGAGUCUCUAUCAGUGCUACAAUUCCCGAGCACAGGAGCAUAAGACAGAAUCGGAUUACGAGCCUCAGUCCAUAUGCGAGCAUCUGCAAUAUCUCUUUGCACUACUGCAGAAUAGCAACAGAAAAUACAUCGACCCUUCGGGGCUGGUCAAAGCUCUCGGCCUGGACACGGGACAGCAGCAAGAUGCCCAGGAGUUUUCAAAGCUUUUCUUGUCCCUUUUGGAGGACACAUUAUCCAAGCAGAAGAACUCCACCCUGCAAAAUGUAAUUCAGCAGCAAUUCUGCGGACAGUUUUCCUACGUAACUGUAUGUAACCAAUGUGGGCGGUCAUCUGCGCUGCCGUCCAGAUUCUAUGAACUGGAACUGAACAUCCAGGGCCACAAGAACCUUGCAGAGUGUGUCACAGAGUUCCUGAAGGAGGAGAAACUGGAUGAAGACAACCGUUAUUUCUGUGAGAGCUGUCAGAGUAAACAGAGCGCUACCCGGAGGAUCCGACUGCACAGCCUCCCUCCUACGCUCAACCUGCAGCUCAUGCGCUUUGUCUUUGAUAGACAAACCGGCCACAAGAAGAAACUCAACACCUACAUCAGUUUCCCUGAGCAAUUGGACAUGGCACCUUUUUUUGAAGUGAAAAAAGAUCAGAAGUGUGUGUAUGAGCUGAGUGCAGUGCUGAUCCACCGUGGCAUCAGUGCAUACUCCGGACAUUACAUUGCACACGUGAAGGACGCUCGCACCAGCGACUGGUACAAAUUCAACGACGAGGAAAUUGAAAGGAUGGAAGGCAAGAAGCUCCAGUUGGGUAUAGAAGAAGAUAUUGCGGAAACGGUGAAGUCUCAAAUACGAAAACCCAAGUGCAGUAAAGGCUUCCACUGCUCUAGAAACGCAUACAUGUUAGUGUACAAGAUCCAGCAAGAGGAGACAUCAGAUCCUACAAGGACCAUAGUUCAAGUGCCUGACUUCCUUCAGAGGUUGGUGGACCAAGACAACCAUAAAUUUGAAGAGUGGUGCAGUGAAAUGUCGGACAUGAGGAAACAGAGUGUGGAUAAGGGCAAAGCCAAGCAUGAAGAAGUGAAGGAGCUGUACGAGCUAUUACCCGCAAGAGACGGGCAGCCUUAUGAGUUCAUACCCCUGGAUUGGUUAAAGAAGUGGUUGGACGACUCCACGGCCACAAAGGAAAUUGACAACACGCACUUCCUGUGUUCUCACGGCAAACUGCAUCCCGACAAGGUGGGAGAUGUCAAGAGGGUUUCUCAGCGAGCCGGUCAAGUCCUGUACGAGCGCUACGGUGGAGGGCCGAAGCUGGACGGUUCCGCUCUGUGCCGAGAGUGUGUGGGGCAGCGAUGCCGAGUGCUGCGUCUCAAGAAUCGACUUAACGAGGACUACAAAGAAGUCUCCAAUCUUGUCAAACGCACCAGUGUCGAAGGUUACUGGGUGGGGAAGGCGUCCUUGCGUAGCUGGAGGCAGUUGGCUUUGGAGCAGCUGGAGGAGGACGAGCAUGAAGGCAAACCCAGCAAUGAUCAGAGCAAUGGGAAUGGCGCCCACGCCAACAGCAGCAAAGACGACAGCCCCGAGCUCUCGGAGAGCAACGAGGAGUCAAUGAAGAUGUUAAACGAAGACAUCGUCUGCAGCCACGGAGGUCUCAGUAUUAUGGAGACUGAACGGAAGCUGAUUUCUUCUGAAGCUUGGACCAAGCUGAGAGCAUACUUCCCCAAAGCCCUAGAAUUUACCCAAGACCAAAGUCCCUGUCAGCAGUGCCUGACACUGGAGCAGGAAGAAAAGGACAACGAAGCUGUGAGUAAGAUGAUGGCUUUGGACCAGAAGAACCAGCUACUCAACCUCUUCCAUGAGAAGAACCGGCCGACCCUCACCAAGUGGCCGCAGGAAACAGAUAUUCUUUACAUCGUCCCUCUGUUCUUUGUGGACGAGUGGCGAAAAUUCAUCAGGAGACCCACUAAAUCCUCCCCAGUGUCCAAUGUGGGCAACAGCCUGUUGGUUUGCCCGCAUGGAGGCUUCAUGUUCACCUACGACUCGCUCAUCAACGGAGACGCACAACACAUCGCUCUGCUGUGGCCCAGUGAAUGGGAGGUGAUAAGCAAACUCUUCAUGGUGGACCAGCCCAUCUCCAUCCACUGCCUGAAACAGACCACGCCCAAUGGUCCCACCACCAAAUACACCACCCAGCCUGAUCUGUGCUGGGAGUGCAGAGAAGGUUUCCUUUUCCAGCAGCAAAAAGACCUCCGAGAGUACACCCAAGCCACUAUUUACAUCCGCAAGAUCAUUGAAGACAAAAGGAUGAUUAAAGAGGCAGCUCCAGAGAUGAACGCCAGCAGCUCUGAGGCGGAGGAGGAGAAGGAGGAACAUUCCAAGGUAGAAGGAGGGAAAGAUCCAGACUUUAGCCAGCCACAAGAUGGCACAAAGCGGCUUAAACUGAGUGACGGCACCUUCACAGCAGCAGGAGCUGCUUCUCCGGGAAGCAACGCAGCCAAAGUGGGCGGGACCAGGAGAAGCACGCGGCACAGGAAGCUUCGAGGCGAGAAAGCCCUCAUCGUGUCUGCAAAUCAGACCCUCAAGGAGCUGAAAAUCCAGAUUAUGCACGCAUUCUCCGUGGCGCCGUUUGACCAGAACCUCUCCAUUGAUGGGAAAUGUCUGACGGAUGACUCCGCCACGUUGGGAAGUUUGGGUGUCAUCCCAGAGAGUAUCAUCUGUCUAAAGGCCGAUGAGCCAAUGGCAGACUUUGCUGCUAUGGAUGAUGUCUAUCAAGUGGGGAUGCCCGAGGAGGGGUUUAAAGGCACUGGUCUUCUUGGGCACUGAGGAGACGGGCGUUAUAGCAGUGUUUGACUCGGACAAAUGCUUGGAUUUUUCAAGUGUCUUUCGAUAAAUAAGUGCUUUAAUUUUCUUUUGAAAUCUUUUCGGUAGCCAUUUUUGAAACCCUGCUGGUUUGCGUGGGCACACAGUACGACUAGCUGGUCUUUGACGUCGCAAGGUCUCAGUCAGUCAGUCUGGACUCCCAUUGAACUUGUGUUUGACUACAGGCUAAGACAACCAAGUCCUCUGGUACUGGCCUUUAGUUUUACUGUUACUUUUGGAAUUUUUUUGUCUUUUGGUAUUUAAAUUAUGGAAGAAGAAGAAGAAGAAAGAAAGAGCAAUGUUCUUUCUUCCCAGGCGUGGAAACUUGUAUUGUCUGUAGAUUGUUCAGGUGUGUAAAGUGGAUACACAUGUAAAAAUUAUGUUGGUUUUUUUUUUUGCCUCUACAGCAAAUCAACAUCCAUAAUCCUCCAUUGGGAAUCUAAAGAUGGACAAUAUGUAUAGUAGUUGUGUCCUACAGAUAUGAUAGCAAUGCAAAUCUUUUGGGUUGAACGUUUGAAACCGAAUGCAAGCAGUGAGGCGCGGUGUUCUUUUCACUGUUAUUUCUUAUUGACAAUAAAGUUAUUUUUCAAA